This is a messenger RNA of Darwinula stevensoni, 851 nucleotides long. The record is from the annotation of a GenBank genome assembly. Lineage: Eukaryota; Metazoa; Arthropoda; Ostracoda; Podocopida; Darwinulidae.
AUAAAUCUGUCAAUGAAGUACUCAAAAUGGAGUUUGGAAGAUGCAGACUUUCCAUUGCAGUACCACGUGGUUUUAAUUAUCAAUCUGUCCAAGAUUUACAAGGAAAAUCUAUAGCAACAUCUUAUCCAAAAAUAUUACAACAAUAUUUAGAUAAACACAACAUUCAAGCAGAUAUCCACGUUAUCUCUGGCUCAGUGGAAAUUGCAACAGGCAUUGGGCUUGCAGAUGCCAUUUGUGAUAUCGUAUCAACAGGUUCUACUUUAUUAAGUAAUGGAUUAAAAGAAGUAGAACAAAUUUUCCAUUCUGAAGCAAUACUUAUUGCAAAUAAAAACCUUAGUCAAGAUAAAAAAUUGAUACUCGAUGAUUUAUUGUUCAGACUAAAUGCAGUAAAGAAGGCAAAGAAAAAUAAAUAUAUAUUACUUAAUGUACCCAACGCAAAUAUUGAUAAUGUAGUAAAAAUAUUACCAGGUAUAAAAAGCCCAACCAUACUUCCAUUAGCACAAGUUGGCUGGAGUUCUCUACACUCUGUCAUACCCGAAAAAGAUUUUUGGCAAAUUAUACAACAACUUAAAGAUGCAGAAAGACCAUCACAAAGCCUUUCAGAUAUCGUACCUAUUGUGCAGCCCAUCAUCAACGAUGUGUACAAUAAUGGUGAUGAUGCAUUAAAACACUUUUCAAUUCAAUUUGAUAAAAUAGAAUUACAAGAAUUCAAAGUAUCAGAUGCUGAAAUUAUCGCAGCUUCAGCAAAUAUUGAUUCUAACCUUAAAGAAGCAAUAGAAGUUGCAUACAAUAAUAUUUAUACAUUUCAUUCUCAUCAAAAAUCUGACAUUCAACAAAUACAAACAACAAAA